CGCCUUUUCCAGCAGUGUUUGGCUGUUACUUUGUCAGUGAGCUGUCAUCGUGCACAAACUUCUCACUUAGAUUUGCGAAAAUUGGAUAUAUAAAGUGGUUUGAUUAGUCGGGAGACAUAAGAAAUGCGUGUUAACGUCGUAAUGUGUUUUAGAUGAUAUUUUAAACUUGUUCACUGUUGGAAGGACUUAAAUCUACACGUGGACAAUGCAGAGCUCAACAGAACAGUUAACUUGCAGUGCGGGGAAUUUAGAGGAAAUCCAAGAUAAUCCGGACGGGCUAUCAAGACGGACGGUUUCUGAGAAGAUCAUGAGUAUCUGCAAAAAUACCAUACGCUGGGUGCUUGUUCUGGAUGCAUUUCUCGCAGUAUCAGUUAUUGUGCUUCUAGCAGUAUUGGAAUUUGCAACGGUCCCACAACAGCAUGUUGGCUUUUACUGCAAUGAUCCGAAAAUAUCUUUCAAAUUCAUGGGAGACACGGUUUCUAUGACGUCACUGAUCGUGGGGAGCGUUCUAAUGCCAAUCCUAGUGAUGUGGAUAACUGAAUUUGUCUGUUACUCCGCAAGUAAUUACGAGAAAUCGUUAGGAUGUGCUGGUUCGAGGACAAAGCAGGUAUGGCUGUGGUAUGGUCACUAUUCGGUUGGAAUAAUUGCCUUGACAUUUAUAUGCGACGUCAUUAAGACUUUGAUCGGCGAACCAAGACCACAUUUUUUGGAUACAUGCAAACCACGCGAAGCUGAAAACUGCACUGACGAAUAUGUGGCAACAUAUACGUGUACAAAUAAAGAAUAUUCAACAUGGUUUAUCUCAGAUUCUAGUAAAUCAUUCCCAUCUGGACAUUCCGCUCUUUCUAUGUUUACAACAGUUUUUAUUGUGUGGUACUUACAAAAUCGUUUGCCAGAUUGGACGUUUUUCUUAAAGCCCUGGUUGCAAUGUAUGAUCUGUUUGUGGACUGUGGUAUGCUCAAUAACUAGGAUCGGUGAUAAUAGACAUCACUGGUGGGACGUGCUCGCUGGACUGAUGUUCGGCCUUGCCUUCAGUGUGUUAACUAUUACGGUAUCUUGUCGUAAGUUUCACUUAGAUCGAAAGGUUCCGGAAGAUUAUAAUGAUCCGGUGGAAAAUGAACAAAUUAAUCUGAAUAAUAAAAGACAACACAGUGUGAAAAAAUUGCUCGAAACAACAGUCGAUGUGUCGGAGAGCCGUGAAUUAAGGAACGUUAAACCUUCAACAUGGAAAGAAUGAACUAAUUAUUUAAUAUGGAAUUUUUUGUUAUAUCAUUCCUCGUGAGUUUUUGAAAUUAUUUGUGAAAUUUAAAUA
Molecule: messenger RNA, 1312 nt
Organism: Ceratina calcarata
Lineage: Eukaryota; Metazoa; Arthropoda; Insecta; Hymenoptera; Apidae
Product: phospholipid phosphatase 1
Exons: 6
Coding region: 206-1237 (343 amino acids)
Biological process (GO): signal transduction; phospholipid metabolic process; phospholipid dephosphorylation
Cellular component (GO): plasma membrane
Molecular function (GO): phosphatidate phosphatase activity
Source: RefSeq, a predicted model, not a curated record